Messenger RNA from Rotaria sp. Silwood2, 2238 nucleotides. The record is from the annotation of a GenBank genome assembly. NCBI's taxonomy places the organism in Eukaryota, Metazoa, Rotifera, Eurotatoria, Philodinida, Philodinidae.
AUGAUCAUACUUACUUAUUUUCCUGAACACAAGAACUACCGUAGAUUAAUCAAAACUAUUUUCAAACGGUUUGAUUUAUUAAAAGAAGGAGAACUCUGGCUUGGUGGACUUGCUUCGAUUAUUAUUGUUGUUUUAAUCAUUUUUACAUGUCGAUUUAGUGAUAUGUUUCUUAAUCUUUAUCCUAUUGAAGAAACAUCACAUGAUGCUCGAAUGGCAGUUUCAUGUGAUUCUUCUUUGCUUAAUGCAAAAUUUAUAACAUCACUUCAACUUCUUUCCAUUCAUAAACAUGAACAAGAACAAUCCAUCUUUGAUAUGCUUGAUCAACAACAUAUUACUCUUACUAUUCAUUUUAUUGGAACUGCUUUUUCUUGUAAAAAUGUGAGUAUGCAACAAAAUAUGGAUCGUGGACAAAGUAUAUCAUCAACUAAUUUUAAUUGUUCAUUUGAUAAUGAGAAUUUCAUUUUAUCUGUUUCUACUUUGUUACCACAACAUCGUAUUAGUGUAGAAUUUAAUUUGAAAGGACCUUAUUUUGUUGGUGGAUUUCGUCUUUGUCUUUCAGGACCAUCUAAAACACAAAAUGAAAAGAAAUAUAUUGUUGAAGAACUUGACUUUUGUCAAAUGUUUUCUCCAUUGAAUGAAACUUUGACUGUAAAUGCAUUAGUAAAUAUUAAAAUGACAAAAACAAUUAAUCGAACUAUGGGUAUGUCAAUAAAUGAUGAUUCAAUGUAUGGUGGUUUAUGGCUACCUAAAUUGUCAGUGACAACACUUUCGGAUGCACUUGUUUACGAAGAAAAUGGUGAAUAUUUACGAUAUUUGCCUGAAAGAACAAGUCUUAUUGUUGAUAUGAGUGAAUCAGAUUUUUUUGUACAAAACACUCAAGAACCAAUUGCUCGAAGAAAUGAAAUCAUAUUUUAUACUGUUUUAUUUUCGAGUAAGAAUAGCCUUUUUUUUUCGUUUAUUGAUGAUAGAAAGAUUAUUGCUUAUUUUUGUUUUAGUGUUAUGCUUGGAUCUGUUUGGUUUGCUCUAUCUUCUUAUGAAACUAUUAAUCGUUCCUGUUGUUGACUUUAUUGUAAAGCGUUACUUUACAAGUCAUAGUCGAGCUUCAGACAAUGAUCAAGAACGAAUCAAAAUAGCUCAACUUGUGCGAAAGAAACUCAGAAUAGCACUCCAAUCGUUGGAAGUGAAAAAAAGCAAAUGAUCGAAAUAUUAUAAAUUGCUCUCAUAGAUAUUUCCUUUUUCUAUUCAUUCGACAAUAAUGAUGAUAGAAACAACUAACGAUAAUUCUAGUGAAAAAACGUUGUGUACACUGUAUACUAGGGGUGUGGUGUGAGUAAACAAAAUACCAACACUCAUACUCACAUCCAUUUAUUUAAGAAGUUACAUAAAAAAGUGAUAUAAAGAUACUUAUUAAUAUAAUAUUGUCAAGUUAUGAUUUUAUAUGACUUAAUAAAGUACGGUAUCAAGGAAAUAAGUAUAAAUGAAAGUAUUUUUGUGUGAAUAAAUACGAUCGUUCAUGUUUAUAUCAGUCUUACUUAUAUUUCGUUGUGUAAAAUAUUUUAUAUUGAAUUUAUUUGAAUAUAACAUUUUUCCUUUUGUCUUCCGAUUAGCAUAAAAUAAUGUUCUUUUAACUUUUCUAGCUCCAUCGGCCUGAGUAAGUGAUACUUUUUCUGAAAUAUCUUAGUUUUUGAAUGAUUCAGAAACAUGAUACUAUAUCGAGACACAUCAGUCACUAUGAUAGAAUAGAUGUCAAAAGAGAAAAAGUUCAUGGAAACAGAUAACAUUUCAUGACGAAAGAACUUCAGCAUAGAUCUUACCGAUUCAACUAUCAAACACGGUUGAGUUGCUUUGAGAAUUUUGUCGUACCUUAUCAUCUGUAUAAUACAUCAAUCAUCAAAAAUGGAAAUCAAUCUGUUAGAAUAUAUGUUAGACUGUUAGAGAACAUGAGAAACAUACUGAAUUCUCUUCUACACUUACGUAAUAUACUAAAAGAAUAAUGGUAUGAUUGUUGCGAUUAAUUGGGUAAGAUACGGUGUGGAUUUUAUGUUCGCAUCCUCACUCAUACCGACACCCACACCCACACCCUAACACUUAUACACCCAUUCAUACUAUUAUAUUUAAUUUUAUCAAUAAAUAAAUGCGGAAACUUCGGAUUUAAAUCCGAGAGUUAUGUGUACUUCAAAAAGUGAAUCAUACAAAUCAAUCAUCCUAGACUAUCUGAAUAUCAAAAUUAUACUGUGA